UUUAACAUGGCACUGUCAAAUCUUAUAGUGGCCAUUUGGUUCAUGGUAAUAAAGAGUUUCAGAAGCCGUAUGCAAGCAUGUUCUUUGUUUGGUUCAUACUGUGUUGUUAUGCUUUGGAUAUUGGCACUGCCACAGACACUAUCAACUCAUCUCAGUUCAUCAAGGACAAUGAAACUAUAACCUCCGCUGGUGGCAACUUCACCUUGGGGUUCUUCACCCCUCAAAAUUCUACCAAUCGUUAUGUGGGAAUUUGGUGGCAAACCAAAUCCACUGUCAUAUGGGUGGCUAACAGGAACCAACCACUGAAUGAUUCUUCUGGAGUUGUUACCAUAUCUGAAGAUGGCAAUCUUGUGGUGUUGAAUGGUCAGAAUCAAGUGAUUUGGUCAACUAAUGUGUCCACAACAUCAUCCAAUACAAGUGCCCAGCUUUCAGAUUCUGGUAAGCUAGUUCUGGCUGAAACCACAAGGGGAACAUUGUGGGACAGUUUUCAGCAACCUUCAAAUACGUUAAUGCCCGGAAUGAAAACUUUAACCAAUGCACAAACAGGUAGGAAAGUAGAACUUACAGCAUGGAAAAGCCCUUCUAAUCCCUCCGUUGGGAGCUUCUCUGCUAGUGUUCUUCGACGCAUAAAUAUACUUGAAGCGUUCAUUUGGAAUGAAACUCGACCAUACUGGCGCAGUGGUCCAUGGAAUGGUGCGAUCUUUACAGGGAUACCCAUGUCAUCGUUUCUUUAUUCUUUCAAAGCUGGGGAUGAUGAGGAAGGAAAUACAUAUUUCUAUUACACAAUACCAAGUCCGCUAAAGAUUUUUAUCUAUGUGUUAAAUUCGCGAGGCCAAUAUGAAGAACUAUCGUGGAAUGAUAAGAAGGAAGAAAUGGAAAUUUCGUGGACUAGUCAUGAAUCGGAUUGUGAUGUUUAUGGAAUAUGUGGGCCAUUCUCUAUUUGUAAUGCAACAAACUCACCAAUUUGCAGUUGUUUGAAAGGGUUUGAGCCGAUGAACAAAAAAGAAUGGAAUAGACAAAACUGGUCAAGUGGAUGUGUUAGAAGCACACCUUUGCGUUGCGAAAGGGUCAAUCAAAACGUAAGUGCAAAGGAAGAUGGCUUUUCGCAACUGCAAAUGGUUAAAGUUCCUGAUUUUCCAGAAGGGUCUCCUGUUGACACUGAAUGCAGAAGCCAAUGCUUGGAGAAUUGCUCUUGUGUUGCAUAUUCUUAUGAUAUUGGAAUUGGUUGCAUGUCUUGGACUGGGAAUCUCGUAGACAUACAACAAUUCUCAGAGGGAGGACUUGAGUUAUAUGUUCGUGUAGCCGAUUCUGAUCUUGAAUCUGAUCUUGAACAUGAUAAAGGGACACACACAGCAAUCAUCGUUGGAGUUACAGUGACAGUAGUAACAGUCAUCAUAGUUACUUGUGCGUAUGUCAUGUGGAGGACUUCCAAUCACCCAGCUAAAAUAUGGCACUCAAUCAGAUCAGCAAGGAAUAGGAACAUCAAUGAUUUCCAACGAUUGAAAAAAGUUGAAACACUAGAACAUCCAAGCCACAAAGUAAUUGAAGAACUGUCACAAGUUAAACUCCAGGAGCUGUUACUGUUUGAUUUUGAAAGGCUUGCAACAGCCACAAACAACUUCCACCUGUCCAACAAACUUGGGCAGGGUGGUUUUGGUCCUGUGUACAAGGGGAAACUGCAAGAUGGUAAGGAAGUAGCAGUUAAAAGACUUUCUAGAGCAUCUGGACAAGGUCAAGAAGAAUUCAUGAAUGAAGUAGUGGUCAUUUCCAAGCUUCAACACCGUAAUCUUGUAAGACUUUUUGGCUGUUGCAUUGAAGGUGACGAAAAGAUGUUGAUCUAUGAAUACUUGCCAAAUAAAAGCUUGGAUGUAUUAAUCUUUGAUCCAUCAAAAAGUAAACUCCUAGAUUGGAGGAAGCGCUGUGGCAUAAUAGAAGGAAUAGCUCGAGGAUUGCUUUAUCUUCACAGGGACUCCAGACUAAGAAUCAUACAUAGAGAUUUGAAGACAAGUAAUAUCUUGUUAGAUGAAGAGCUAAAUCCAAAAAUAUCAGACUUUGGUAUGGCUAGAAUCUUUGGAGGGAGUGAAGAUCAGGCCAAUACUAACAGAGUUGUUGGAACAUAUGGCUAUAUGUCCCCUGAAUAUGCAAUGCAAGGACUGUUUUCAGAGAAAUCAGAUGUCUUUAGCUUUGGUGUUUUGGCACUAGAGAUUCUAAGUGGAAGAAGAAAUUCAAGCUUUUAUGAUGAUGAACAUGUUCUUAGCCUCUUGGGAUUUGCUUGGAUACAAUGGAAGGAAGACAACAUAUCUUCUUUAAUAGAUCCAGAAGUAUAUGAUCCUAGUCACCAUAAAGAUAUUUUAAGGUGCAUUCACAUAGCUCUUCUGUGUGUACAAGAACUUGCUAUAGACCGACCCUCUAUGGCUGCAGUAAUUUCUAUGCUUAACAGUGAGGUUGCGUUUCUUCCUCCUCCAAGUCAACCUGCAUUCAUCUUGAGGCAAAAUCUGCUGAAUUCGGAGUCAUCUAAAGGAAGUCAUAGAUUUUCCUCCACCAACACUGCUAGCAUUACAACUAUCUCUGGAAGAUAGAAAAUAAGAGCUCUAAGAAAGGUGAAUCAAGAACAGUCACAAGCAAUUGCCCCGCAAUGAGAAAAGAACCCAGCAUUGGGAUUGGUUCCAAGAAACUGAAUUGAGUUCUCUUCGAUGGGUGUUCAGUGCUGAUUGCUGACAAUAUAAGUUGGUGUUUUGUCCCAUUUUGAAGAUGUUUUUGCCAUUUUCUUGUUUUGCCUCCCUAAUAAUUAUAAACAUUUACUUUAUGAAUUAACCUGAACUUAUA
This is a messenger RNA of Vigna umbellata (rice bean), 2826 nucleotides long. RefSeq names its product G-type lectin S-receptor-like serine/threonine-protein kinase At1g11300. Gene Ontology annotation, biological process: protein phosphorylation; recognition of pollen. Gene Ontology annotation, cellular component: plasma membrane. The record is from RefSeq and is a predicted model, not a curated record. Gene Ontology annotation, molecular function: ATP binding; protein serine/threonine kinase activity. NCBI's taxonomy places the organism in Eukaryota, Viridiplantae, Streptophyta, Magnoliopsida, Fabales, Fabaceae.